AUGACUCUCAAGACAAACACGAAAGCUGGUUCAUUUAGCUCACUCGAUCCUCCUAUAUCACAAUGGAUUGUGGAUGCCGUUACAGCAAUGGGCUUUUCUCAUAUGACUCCCGUACAAGCCAAUACUAUACCACUAUUCAUGCAGAACAAGGACGUGGUAGCUGUUACUGGGUCUGGAAAAACACUUUCAUUUGUGAUACCUAUCUUGGAAAAAGUCUUAUCUAUGGAAAGGGCUGAAAAGAAAGCGAUACGUGCGAUUGUGAUUAGUCCUACAAGAGAACUGGCUACACAAAUAUUCGAAGUAUUCUCCUCAAUCAUACGGUGUCAUCCAUCCUCUGUAAACCAACUCGGGGAAGAUUCAGAAGCAAAGGAUGAUUCUGAUUGCGUGAGAGCAAUGUUACUCAUUGGUGGAACUGGAGCAAGUUCGAUUAGGAAAGAUAUGAAAGAGUUUCGAGAGAAUGGUGCAGAUAUCUUGAUAGCUACUCCAGGUCGUUUAGAAGAGUUCUUCGUUGCUCGUCAUGCUCUUGUCAACUUGAAAGCAUUAGAAAUGCUAGUACUUGAUGAGGCUGAUAGGCUGCUCGAUCUUGGAUUUGCUCCCGUCUUGACCAACGUAAUAAGUCAUCUACCCAAACAAAGGCGUACCGGACUCUUUUCCGCGACGCUCCUCAACGAUGGAUUGACCGAGCUCAUCAAAGUUGGUCUUCGAAACCCAGUGAAGAUUGUCGUCAAAGUUCAAACAAACAAGCAACUCUUGGUAGAGGAUGACCGAGUGCCGAGUGGUUUAAUCAAUUAUUUUCUCGAAGUACCUAAAAUCGAAUGGAAGAUGUCUCAAUUGAUCAGACUAUUAAAUCAAAUGAUCAUUCCAAAACCACAAGGUGAUGGAGCUCAUAAGUUUAUUGUCUACAUGUCUACUUGCGCCUGUGUCGACUACUACUAUAAAAUAUUGUCUAAGCUAUCGGAGCUGGAAAACUUUGCAAUCUAUUCACUCCAUGCUCAACAAUCUCCCACAAGACGUUCCAUCACUUACAAUUCCUUCAAAACUUCCCCACUCUCCAAGCCUACCGUACUUUUAUGCACCGAUCUCGUGGCCAGGGGACUCGAUCUACCUGACAUUGACGUCGUGAUCCAAUACGAUCCUCCUAAGGAUGUCCGCAACUUUUUUCAUCGGAUUGGACGUACUGCAAGAGCUGGACGGGGUGGGAAAGCUAUCGUUUUCCUUCAAAGUGGUCGGGAGUUGGACUAUAUUGGUCGGAAAACCCCAACUACUCCAAGAACAACACAUCCUACGCUACCUGAUACCGAUGAAGAGGCCUCUGUGUUAAAUUCGGUCAUCAAGACUAUCGUAAAGACUGAUCGUGAUCUCCAUGACAAGGCAGUCAACGCAUUUGUGUCUUACAUUCGAUUUUACUCGAAUCAUGAGGCAUCUUAUAUAUUCCAAUUGAAACAUCUUGAUCUAUUACAACUUGGAUUUGAAGGAUUCGGAUUGAUUAGGAUGCCUAAGAUGCCCGAACUGAAAGAUUAUCAAGGUAAAGAUGGCCCAUUGACAUCUGAAGGCUUUAAAAAGGAAGGACAUGAUUUUAAGGUGAGCAAAUAA
Melampsora larici-populina 98AG31 is the source of this 1593-nucleotide messenger RNA. RefSeq lists its product as uncharacterized. The transcript is spliced from 9 exons. Gene Ontology annotation, molecular function: ATP binding; RNA helicase activity; nucleic acid binding. Gene Ontology annotation, cellular component: nucleolus. Bases 1 to 1593 code for a protein of 530 amino acids. The record is from RefSeq and is a predicted model, not a curated record. NCBI's taxonomy places the organism in Eukaryota, Fungi, Basidiomycota, Pucciniomycetes, Pucciniales, Melampsoraceae.